Calidris pugnax (ruff) is the source of this 5948-nucleotide messenger RNA. RefSeq names its product mitogen-activated protein kinase kinase kinase 14 (gene MAP3K14). NCBI's taxonomy places the organism in Eukaryota, Metazoa, Chordata, Aves, Charadriiformes, Scolopacidae. Bases 94 to 2928 code for a protein of 944 amino acids. The transcript is spliced from 16 exons. Gene Ontology annotation, molecular function: ATP binding; protein serine/threonine kinase activity. Gene Ontology annotation, biological process: protein phosphorylation; positive regulation of canonical NF-kappaB signal transduction. The record is from RefSeq and is a predicted model, not a curated record.
GGCGAGGCCGCCGCCUGUCAGUGAGCGGGGCGCCGCUGAGGAGGCCUGAGGUGUCGCCGGGCCGCAGCGGUAGUGACUCUCUGAACCUGUGAAAUGGCAGUGAUGGGCAUUACAUCCCAAGGAGCUCCUGAUCCAGCUGUCAAGCACAAGAAGGAGCUCACACCUACGAAGGGGCUGAAUGAGACAGUGAGUGAAAAGCAGAGCAGCGUUUGCAAAGUAGAAGACUCGAAGAAGGUCAUCUUUCACAGUCAGUGGAAAAUCCUGAGUGAUGUAAUCACCAAAGGAACAGCAAAAGAAGAAACAGAAGGAGGCUGUGCAUCAAUUUCUAUUAUUGCCCAAGCAGAAUGUGAAAACAGUCAGGAGUUCAGCCCCACCUUAUCAGAGAGGUCCUUUAUUGCUCAUAGUAAGCGUUACAGCCGGUCGGACAGUCUCGAUCAGAUCCCUAACAAUGUGGCCCACGCGACGGAGGGGAAGAUGGCACCUACCUGUUGGAGAGGGAGGCAUCGCGGCAAGACGAAAAAGAAACGUCGCAAGAAGAGAUCCAAGCUGAAAGGGCAAACGGUGGCUGCUGGCAGGCGAGGUCCCCGAACUCCAGAACAGGAGAGCUGCACCCCAAUUCCUGUCCAGGAGGAUGAAUCACACCAAACUACUCUUUACAGAAACAGUUUUUGGGAUUCAGAAUUUAACAAGGACUCGGUCUAUGAUCCACUGCCAUUUGAGAAACCUGAGAAGGUUCUGUCCACGGGCAAACUCCACUCCCCGAGGAGCCAGUACAAAACAGAACUGCACAAGCUGAUAAGCCCUAUUCAGUGCCUUAAUCAUGUUUGGAAACCGCACUAUCAGAGGGACAGUGUUCCACAACCUGAAACUCUCCAUCCUUUUCCCUUCAACAUCUUUCCCCCCCACUUCCCACAUCCGGACAGUCCCCUCCACGCCGUGAAACAUCAUGCUCUGGAGACCUACUUCCACGGUGACCUCAACUAUCAAGACAGUGAGCAUCGCUUAUCAGGCCUGAACUUAGAAUAUAGCUUCCCCAAAUGUGUCAACCAGUCCUUGAAAACCAGUUCAGACAAGACUUCUGUGGAAGAAUACUUAGCAGAUGUCUUGAAGGGGAGCGUGAGUCUUGGUGAACCCCAGCAUUUAGCCAGCCUAGCCAAGACGUGGAGAGGAGGUGGUCUGGACCCGAAGGAACAGUUUCAUGAAGCAGAUGAAAAUGAAGGCGUGCUGCUUAAUGAGAAACUAAAGCCGGUGGAUUACGAGUACCGAGAAGAGGUUCAUUGGACCAAGUGUCACGGUUCUUUGGGCGUUGGCUCUUUUGGAGAAGUCUACAAAAUAGAGGACAAACAGACGGGGUUCCAGUGUGCUGCCAAAAAGGUGCAAGUUGACCACUUCCGUGCAGAGGAGCUGACGACGUGCGCUGCGAUAACAAGUCCUAAAGUUGUCCCCUUGUACGGAGCUGUGAAGGAGGGACCUUGGGUGACCAUCUUCAUGAAGCUGAUGGAGGGUGGCUCACUAGGUCAGCUAAUUAAACAGAGUGGCUGCCUGCCAGAGGACAGAGCCCUCAGUUAUUUGGGCCAGGCGUUGGAGGGCUUGGAGUAUCUUCAUGCUCAAAACAUUCUCCAUGGAGAUGUAAAAGCGGAGAACGUGCUCUUGUCUGAUGAUGGGAGCAGGGCCCUCCUGUGUGACUUCGGUCACUCCGCUCACCUGCAUCCGGACGGCCUGGGAAAGUGCUUGGUCACAGGGAACUACGUGCCUGGCACAGAGACUCACAUGGCCCCGGAGGUGGUGAUGGGCAAGCGCUGUGACUCCAAGGUGGACGUCUGGAGCAGCUGCUGCAUGAUGCUGCACAUGCUCAACGGGUGCCACCCUUGGACCCAGUAUUACAAUCACCCGCUCUGUCUGAAGAUAGCUAAAGAGCCACCUCCUCUGAGGGAAAUUCCACCUUCCUGCAACCCUCUCACUGCCGAGAUUAUUAAAAUGGGCCUGGAGAAGGAGCCAGUUCAGAGAGCAUCUGCCUCUGAACUUAAAACUAAGACCAGCGUGGCGCUUGAAGAAGUGGGAGGCGUGACAAGCCCCUGGAAAGGCGAAUACCGAGAGCCUAGACAUUUAUCUUUGAACAAAGAAAACAAUCCACAAACGUCCCUGUCCCCCACAGUGAGCCCAGUUUCUGAGACAGGUUCUCACCAAAAAUUGGCAGUCAAGGUUUCUGGUGCAAGCCCGGUCCCACCACCCCCUCCAUCUCUGGAGCAAACGGAGGAGGUGGAGGGGACCCCUUGGAACGCCUGCAAGGAGUUACCUGAGACCUGGGAUCCUCCACCUCUGUCCUCAACCCCUCUCCCUCUGAAGAGCUGUGGCCACGUGGAGAAAGCAACAACCAUUUCAGAGCAAGAGCUUCAGCAGCUGGAAAUAGAACUGUUUUUGAACAGCCUUUCCCAGCCUUACUCGCUGGAAGAGCAAGAACAAAUGCUUUCCUGUCUCAGCAUCGACAGCCCCUUUGUCUCAGAUGCCAGUGAGAAGAACUCCAUGAAGGCUUCUCACAGCUUGAGGGACACUAUGAGCUCUGGGAUUCAUUCCUGGAACAGCCAGGCAGAUGGACAGAGCUUCAGCUGGAACAACCUGCUGAACCGCAGUCGGCACACGGACACUCCCAGCUACUUCAAUGGAGUGAAAAUCCAGAUCCAGUUGCUAAGUGGAGAAAAUCUACACAUCAGGGACUUCCACAGGACGAAGGUGGGAGACAUCGCCACUGGGAUAAGCAGCCAGAUACCAGUCCCUGCUUUCAGCCUGGUGACUAAGGAAGGCCAACCAGUUCACUACGACAUGGAGGUCCCCGACUCCGGCAUCGAGCUGCAGUGCACCCUCGCCCCUGACUGCAGCGUCAGCUGGACAUGGCGAGUCAAACACGGUCAGCUGGAGAACAGGCCGUGAAGCCGUUCCUGUUUUGGAGGUUUUUACCUUGUUGAAAGAAGGAAUUGCAAAAGCUUCUGACCACCCCUGCCAUGGAGCACCAAGUGCAGUUGCUGGUGUUUUGUGCUGACGUAGGAUAGCGGUUCAGCAGCUCACUGCUCCCGGGCCUCACCUCUCUUGCCUGUUCUGAUCCAGUUCCAAGACACGUCCUGAGCUUAGAUGUUCCCCAGAACAGUGGGAAUUACUCGUUUUGGGUGUGAGUGUUAAGCUGAGCUUGAGAACGGUGGGUGGAAAUUCCUGCUUUUCAGAGGAAUGUGAUUGUGCUUUUCAGGAGAACAGGGGGAUUGGAUGGGAGCUCCUGGGGCUCAGCCUCCUGGGAGAAGACAGUAGCUGCUGGGCUUGCCCAAGGGAGGAGGUUGAGUAUCUUUGGUGCAGCUGUGGUUGUUUGUGCCAAGGGGAGCUGGCUGACUUCCUUCUCGCUGGAGGGAAGGCAACGUUUCUGUAGGCUUUGGGUAACAUCAGCUCUACCUCAAGCCUUUUGCACGGGGAAAAUCGACAGCAGUCAGUAGCUGGGUUCUUGGUUUCACCUCCCACCCUUCCCCGCAGACGCUUCCUUCUUGAAUCAGAAAAGAACUUAGUUCCCAGAAAGAGCUUUGCUUGCAGCUCUCCUCUUCAGGUCUCCUCCCCGGCUUUGGGGCCGGUGCUCUCUCUCCAGGGUCUGGCAGGUAGGGCAGGAGGAGGGCACGGUGUUCCUCACCAUGGGGCAGGGUGGAAGGGUGGUGUUUCUCCAUCCUCUUUCCAUGGCUGACUCGGGACUUGAUGUGAAGGGUCCCAUCCAGGCAGCUCCCCCUGGAGGGGGAAGGGACGGUGGCUCGUUCAGCUCGGAAAAAGUCUGAAUUUUGCUGCAGGGUUUAUAAAAUCUCUCUCCUGGCUACGGAUCCGUCCCCUGGGCUGGAGUUGCCCCGGUGGUGUGGGGGGUGUUAGCUCAGCCUGGCUCCACCAGUGCUCCCGACCGGCACGAGGCUUCGGACCCCCUACCUCAACCUGUGCUGAAGGAGUGGGAUGGGCAGCUGGGCCCAGAGUGCCUUAAGCUUUGAAUUUUAUUCUAUUUUUUUGUACUGAUUUGUGAGUUUUUUGGUAUACACUGAAACUGUAUGGGUCGAGUUUAGAUGGGCAGGUGUUGUUAGCCCUUCUGUAACCCAGAAGAAAAACCACCAGAGGGAGGUGUCAGCUCUGAGUGUGGUUCUCCAGGACUGCUCCAAGUCCUGGCACGCCGUCCACGCUGUGCUGUGGCUCUGCCAGAGUGCCCUGAACGUUGGUGGCCUCUGGGCAGGAGCUAUCAGCAUCCAGGCUGAAGAGACAAACAGCUCCCAAAAAGCAGGGUAGGCCCUGCCGGACCCGCUGGUUCUGGGGGACACAACGGGGGCAGGAGUUAUUUGCAGCUUUUUCAAGUGAAAUUCACUUAGAAAACAGCUGGGGAAAGUUAUAUUCUGAGGACCAGGGCUCCUCAAGCAACUGAUGCACUUUCCCUUUGGUCUCCCAGAACAUGGGCUGGUUUCGAUACGGCAGCGACAGCCCCAAGCAGGAACCCCGAGUUGUGAUGUAAUAAACAAGUGUAACUCUUGAAGAAAAAAUUAAACCCGCUACCACUAUGGGUAUAGUUCUUAUAGCACUUUUUGUUCUAAAGCACUUAAAACGUUGUCCAAAACAGGCACGUAAUUAUAUUUGAAAAACCACAUUAAGAGCCUUUUUAGUAAACAAUUAGCACAUUACGCACAUCUCUUCCAGGAAGGAGUGGGGGGAGUGGGUAGGUUGGCUUGAUUUUUUUUGGUUUUUCUCAGAUGCCAUAAACUGCAAAGAGUUGUAGGCUCUGGAGCAGGAGGGAUCCAGAUGCCUUCCUGGGAGCUCCCAGGCACAUCUCCAGUGCCCUGACCCAUCUCCCCGGGCCUGGUGCCCUUCCUGGGCUUCCUCUGAGGGGGGGGCAGGAGAAAAACCUGUUGGUUGUUUGUAAGAAGAGCCUGUUGGUGACGUGUGGGUGUGACACGCCGCUGGUGGCCGUGUGUCUGUUCCCUUCCCAAGGGCUGUGUCGUGGCUUUCGCUGUUGCCUGUACUGGUGCAGGGGUCUGGUGGACUGGUGGUGGACUGGGGUGCUGCUGGGCAGGAGGCAGCAGCCCUCCCUUCACGGGGCUGUGAGCUUUGCACUUCAGUGAGAGCAUUAAUCUUAUCUCAGGCCCCCAACGCCGGGGGGUGACGGGCAGUGAAACCCUGGUGCCCCCAGAGUGUCUUUGUUGGGCAGAGGGAGGGGGCCGUGUCCUCCUGUUCCCACCAGCAUUACCCGGGGUCUCCAUCCCCCUCCUGCUGUCCCAAACCUUCCGUCCUAUUUGGCUGCCACCUCAGGUGAAGCAGGGAGGGUGCAGAUCCCCACCCACCAACCCUUUUUGGUGACAGCCAGCCCGAGGACAGGACAGACGCUUGGGCCAAUUCCACUGGUGCUUCCUUCCUGUCCUGAAACGUGGUUCUGCUCCCAGCAGCAUCCCCAGGGAUCUCAUGGGAGUGCUACCUCCCAGCUCGGGGAUCUCCUCGACUCCCUCCUACUGCUGGGGACAAUUUCCUUUUAAUUCAGCUGGUCUUUUUUGCUGUGACAGGAAUAAAAAAUUCAGUUGCAAAUCAAGGCUGGUUCUUCAGUACUCGGAGAAGAGAAAAUCAGGAAAGCUUUGUUAUCCCCAUUAAAAAUUUGGCUGAAUCCAUGUGUAAUAACAGAGUCUGUAGGACAGAACCCCCAGAUCGGGGUAGGGAGGACAAACAGCAGCAGGAGUGAGAAACACAGAUGGUUCAUGUCGUGUGGAUCCUUCCCAAAGUUGGGAAAAAUGACUGUUGGCAAAGGGCUGGGAAGCCGGGGGUCUGACGGGGGGGGCAGUGCUGGCGUGGGUGAAGGUGACAGGAUGAUGAGCCUGUGUUGAACGAAUGACACUUUACAAAACUGUGAGUUCUUGAAAUGAACAUUGUUGACCUGCAUUUUCACAGGGAAAAAAAAAAAUAAA